UUCCUGGUGGCCUGGAAUGUGCCCACCCAGGACUGCAAGCCCCGCUUCCAGGUGUCCCUCGACUUCAGCCUCUUUGACCUGCAGGCCUCCCCCAAUGAGGGCUUCGUGGGGCAGAACCUCACCAUCUUCUACAAGGAGCGCCUGGGGCUCUACCCCUACUACACCAGCCAGCGCGUGGCCGUCAACGGCGGCGUCCCCCAGAACAGCAGCCUGUCCGAGCACCUCGCCCGCCUCCAAGACAGCAUCAGCAAGUACAUCCGCUCGCCCGCCCAGGAGGGUCUGGCCUGGUCGCGCGAGGAGGUGAGCAAGCAGGCCGUGUUUGAGUUUGAGUCGGCUGCCCGGCAGUUCAUGGUGAGCACGCUGCGCAUGGCCAAGAGCUUCCGCCCCAAGCAGCUCUGGGGGUUCUACCUCUUCCCUGACUGCUACAACCACGACUACAGCAAGAACAAGGAGAGCUACACUGGGCAGUGCCCGGAUGUGGAGAAGACGCGCAAUGACCAGCUGGCGUGGCUCUGGAGGGAGAGCACGGCCCUCUACCCCUCCAUCUACCUCGACCUGCUCCUGGCCUCUACCCCCAACAGCCGCAAGUUUGUGCGGGCGCGGGUGAUGGAGGCCAUGCGCAUCUCACAGCAGCAUCAUGAUGGCUACUCCCUGCCUGUCUUCGUCUACACCCGGCCCACCUACAUCCGCAAGCUGGAUGUACUCAGCCAGCCGGACCUGAUCUCCACCAUUGGAGAGAGUGCAGCGCUGGGUGCAGCUGGGGCCAUUUUCUGGGGUGAUGCGGACUACACUAAAAACCGGGACUCAUGCCAGAUCAUCAAGAACUACCUGGAGGGGGACCUGGGCCGCUACAUCGUGAAUGUCACGACAGCAGCGCAGCUCUGCAGCACGGCGCUGUGCCAGGGCCGGGGCCGCUGCCUGCGCCAGGACAGCAUGGCUGAUGUCUUCCUCCACCUCAACUCCACCAGCUUCCAGCUGCGGCGCCGGGAUGGGGACCACCCUCAGCACCCCCUCUUCUGGGCCGAGGGCCAGCUGUCCUCU
Pelecanus crispus (Dalmatian pelican) is the source of this 1041-nucleotide messenger RNA. NCBI's taxonomy places the organism in Eukaryota, Metazoa, Chordata, Aves, Pelecaniformes, Pelecanidae. The record is from RefSeq and is a predicted model, not a curated record.